Messenger RNA from Exophiala spinifera, 1806 nucleotides. RefSeq lists its product as uncharacterized. The record is from RefSeq and is a predicted model, not a curated record. NCBI's taxonomy places the organism in Eukaryota, Fungi, Ascomycota, Eurotiomycetes, Chaetothyriales, Herpotrichiellaceae. Gene Ontology annotation, molecular function: flavin adenine dinucleotide binding; NADP binding; N,N-dimethylaniline monooxygenase activity. The transcript has 2 exons. Bases 1 to 1806 code for a protein of 601 amino acids.
AUGGCGGGUCCAAGAUACUUGACAGCAGCAAAACAAGCUGCCGAGUCGUUUCAGGAGCUACCUGUGCCUGAAGGGUUUGGAAUCCCAGGCACGGAGGCCUACAAACAUGAUGAGCUGGCAUAUCAACUCUCGCUACAUCCGGCUCGCACGCCACGUCGCGUCAAAGUGGUUAUGGUCGGAGCGGGAUUCAGUGGGCUAAACAUCGCGCAUGCCGUUGAGAGUGGCAAGCUCCAGAGGGUCGACUUGGAGAUUUUCGAAAAAAACACCAACAUUGGGGGCACGUGGUUCGAGAAUCGAUAUCCCGGAUGUGGCUCCGACAUUCCAGUUCACAACUAUCAACUCUCAUGGGCACCAAAUCCUCGAUUCACAAGCUUCUAUGGUACAGCUCCUGAGCUUCAGGACUAUAUUGAAAAGGUUGCCGAUCAGCAUGGACUCCGAAAGUACGUCAAAACCUCUCACAAGGUCGUCCACGCCAAGUGGGUGGCGGGAAAACAAAAAUGGGAAGUUACCGUUGUCAGAACUAGUGGGAGGCCGGUAGUUCUAAGUCGUCCAGGAUUGCAUGACGACGAGGUCGGAGAGCCUUGGACUGUUGAGUGCGAUUUCUUCGUCAACGGCUCAGGCCUUGCCAACAACUGGAAAUGGCCGACAAUUCCUGGGCGAGAGCUCUUCAAAGGCGAUAUGCUACAUACAGCAGAUUGGCCACAGAAGCACGACUUCACCGGACAGACCGUGUCGUUGAUUGGGAAUGGCAGUUCUGGAGUUCAGGUUCUGCCACACAUUGUCGAACAAGCCGACAAAGUGUACGUGCACAUCCGCAACGGGUCUUGGUUCACCGUGGGAUUCGCGUCCAGGUUCGCAGGUCCCGACGGUCGGAACAUCGACUUUACCGACGAACAAAAGGACCUCUGGACCAACGACCACGAGGAGUACUUUCGAUACCGGAAGCUCGUCGAGCAAGAGUUGAACGCUCGUUUCAAGACUAAUCUCAAGGGUUCCAAGGAGCAAGACAUGGCACGAGAGUUCUGUCUAAAGGAGAUGAGCAAGCAACUGGUGUCAAAGCCAGAAUUGCUCAAGGCAAUUACGCCAGAAUUCCCCGUCGGGUGCCGUCGACCUACGCCAGCCGAAGGCUACCUGGCGGCACUCUGUUCACCGAAGGUGGAGAUCGUCUGGGGCGAGACCGGCGAAUUCACCCCAGAAGGCAUCCGGGGGCCCACGGGUCGGGAGUUCAAGGUUGACAGCAUUGUGUGCGCCACCGGCUUCGACAUCAGCUUCGUCCCUCGGUUCCCGAUCGUCGGCUCCAACGGCGUCGAUCUGCAAAAGAAAUGGACCGACAACAUUCCGGAGGGAUACAUGUCGGUGACGGUUGAAGACAUGCCAAACUACUUCGUCUACCAGGGACCCCCCGGUCCUCUCGUACAUGGUAGUGUCGUGCUCGCAUGCGAGAUAGCGACCGACUGGAUGGUGCAAGUGAUCGACAAGUGUCAGCGGGAAAACUACUCGUCCGUGGUCCUCAAGCCGGGAGUCGCGCGCGCAUACGCGAAGCAUACCAUGGCCUGGAUCGAGAAGACGGUCUGGACCGCCAACUGCACAAGCACGUACCGCAAUGGCAAGUCCUCGGGUCAAGUAUACUCUAUCCACGCGGGCUCUCGACUGCACUACUUCCAACAGCUUCAGAAACUCCGUGCCGAAGAUUUCGACUGGACCAGUCUGUGUGAGGACCCGGAUUUACGGUUCGCAUGGCUGGGGAACGGUUUCACGAUCGAAGAGACCUUUCCCGAUGCAGAUGGCAAGGUCGACCUGACGUAA